AUGGACAGCAAGUCGGAAAGCAACCAGUCUCGACCACGGGAAUCUGUGAAGAUCUUAUACGACCACGAGCUUAAGAACGCGCCCGGAAUGUCCAUUGUCGGUAUUGAGGUUACGUAUCCUCCAGGCGGCUUCACGCCCCCUCAUCGGCAUUCAGGAGCCACUGUUGUGGCUCGCGUAACAGAGGGAACCCUCCUCAGCGGCAUGAAUGGUAACCCUCCUAAGCUGUAUGAAGUAGGGGAGGGUUUCAUGGAAAUGCCGGGUUGCCAUCAUACGGUUUCCGAAAACAACAGUCAAGACCACGGUGCAAAAUUUACUGCCGUGAUAGUUAUCGACACAGAAAUAGUCAAAAGGGGCUAUGAGAAUCUUACCGUUCUUGACAAGGAAUGGCAAUAG
Molecule: messenger RNA, 393 nt
Organism: Colletotrichum truncatum
Lineage: Eukaryota; Fungi; Ascomycota; Sordariomycetes; Glomerellales; Glomerellaceae
Product: cupin domain protein
Source: RefSeq, a predicted model, not a curated record